AUGUGGUGGUUCCAGCAGGGUCUAUGCUUCUUGCCCACCUUUCUGGUAGUCUGGACUGCAGCGGCGUUCGUCUUCGCCUACGUGACGGCAGUGGUCCUCAGACAUGUCGAUCCUCUGGUGCCUUACAUAAGCGACACAGGGACAAUGGCUCCCGAGAGGUGCUUGUUUGGCAUCAUGCUGGAUGUGUCGGCCUUUUUAGGUAUGGCCACAGUGUACGUGCGCUACAAACAAGUGGAGGCGCUAAUGAGCAGCGAUGAGGACCGGAUCGCGUACCGACUGAACCGUUUCGGGCUGCUUCUUGGCCUCUUCAGCUCCGCGGGCAUGUGCGUCGUAGCUAACUUCCAGAAGACCACGCUGUUCUCGGUUCACCUGUUGGGCGCGGCGUUGACGUUCGGUGUGGGCGCCCUCUACGUUAUGGCACAGACGGCGCUGUCGCACCGCAUGCAACCGAACGUGCACAGCAAGGCAGUGUUUCAUGUGCGGUUGGUGUUGGCGAUGUGGACGCUUGGGAGUAUCGUCACCAUGUUUGUAUCGUCUGUCGCCAUGUAUGGCAGUCUGCCCGGAGUGGACGUCGCACGCAAGCUGCACUGGACGCCCGGAGAGACGGGCUACACGGCUCACAUCAUCAGCACGGUGAGUGAGUGGUCGCUGGCGUUAUCCUUCAUCAGCUUCUUCCUGACGUACAUUCGGGAUUUCCAGAAAAUCACGCUACGAGCGGAAGUGGACAUGCAGCACGGCCAUCUGUACGACAACCCGUGGCAGUUUGCCGCCGACAGAGCUCAACCCUCCGAGUCAUCGCCGCUGUUGCCGGGCGGAGACACGUAA
Nerophis lumbriciformis (worm pipefish) is the source of this 825-nucleotide messenger RNA. The record is from RefSeq and is a predicted model, not a curated record. Lineage: Eukaryota; Metazoa; Chordata; Actinopteri; Syngnathiformes; Syngnathidae.